AAGCCCAUGCUCUACAAGUCCGUUUCUAUCCCGAAUUCCCCAGCUCCUACUUCAUGGUCGACUCUGCCGUAUGUUUUUGUUUGUAUGCUAACGUCGCUGGCAGAAAACGGCAUUGAUGGACCGAAUAAACGAGUCGCUCAGCGAAUUGCCUCGAGUGUCACGGCAGGCCACAGUUGGUACGGUUACGGCGCAGAGCCGGUGGCACCUCGGCUGCCGCUGUCAAUAUCGGCUCCCUCUACUCCCCUCGGUAUAAACGACUACUCUUCAUGGCUGCGUCACCUUCAGCGUUCUCUUUUUCCGGCAUAAACUUGUUUGCUUUUUGAUACCUUUUUGCUUAGUUUUGCUGUUAUCCUCCUCUUUUGUUGGCUUUUUGGAUUCCCCCUUUCCCUCUCUGGACUUUGUUUAUAUUGCGGCCACCUACCGAUCGACUCUUUUGCGCUUUCAUGCAUCGACGGUGGAGUAUGAGAAGCUUGAAUGGUACCAAGGGCAGGAAGGAUCAAUUCGGAGCUAGGGGGUUUCUUAUGGGUGGAAUGAUCAGAUGUGCCCCGUUCUACGCUCUCCGGUCUGCUUUGGUCUGCCCUCAUUUUCUGUCGCUGCUCUGUCUCUCGGUGGGUUGGGGGAGAGGGGGCUUCUUUAUUCUAUUUUUCUGGGCAGCGGGUGGGCUUGCUCUGAAAUGUCUACGACAACCUUUGUUUUGGUCUGGCGCAAAGACGAAUGCAAUGUUGUCCAUGCGUGGCGGGGUUCUAUCUACUUUUUUUUUUUGUUUUGGUUUGGUCUAUCUUGGAAAGGAAAGGGAGGGAGGGAAGGGUAGAUGGUCUUAUUGCUUUUUUUUUGUCUAUCCUCUUACUUUAAUUCCUAUUUCCGUCUUUUCCCCCCCCGUCUUUCUGAGUGCGCCGCUGCUGUCUAAAAAUGCUAGAAAUACUCUUAAAAAAAGAAAGAAAACUGUUUAUACACGUGAUGUUUUAUAGACAGACAUGCGCUCGUGCUGAAAGUAAGGUGGUCUUUGGAUGUGGUUUGGAUGAAUG
Messenger RNA from Lasiosphaeria miniovina, 1025 nucleotides. RefSeq lists its product as uncharacterized. The coding region runs from base 444 to 968 and encodes 174 amino acids. The record is from RefSeq and is a predicted model, not a curated record. NCBI's taxonomy places the organism in Eukaryota, Fungi, Ascomycota, Sordariomycetes, Sordariales, Lasiosphaeriaceae. The transcript has a single exon.